Molecule: messenger RNA, 5597 nt
Organism: Scomber scombrus (Atlantic mackerel)
Lineage: Eukaryota; Metazoa; Chordata; Actinopteri; Scombriformes; Scombridae
Gene: eif2ak4
Product: eukaryotic translation initiation factor 2 alpha kinase 4
Exons: 39
Coding region: 242-5209 (1655 amino acids)
Biological process (GO): regulation of translational initiation by eIF2 alpha phosphorylation; DNA damage checkpoint signaling
Cellular component (GO): cytosol
Molecular function (GO): protein binding; ATP binding; eukaryotic translation initiation factor 2alpha kinase activity
Source: RefSeq, a predicted model, not a curated record
CGCCUGUAACCUGCAUGGCCGUCUGUGUGUGAUAAGUUAGUGAAUACUGAGUAGCUGACCACAGUUAGCUCUGUAUCUGCUCCAGUUUGAGUUUACAAAGUGACCGGGCAGCGGAGUGCGGCUGUGGAGCAGCGUGCUGAGCUGAGCUGAUCCUCUUCCUCCUCCUCCUCCUUCUUCUUUCCUGACUCUACUGUAAGUGUGACAGCAGAGGAGGACUGCCAUGUAGAAGCGAGGCAGAAGAAUGAACAGUCAGCACACUCCAACAGAUGGGACUGACGACUAUACAGUCCAACAGGAAAAUGAACUAGAGGCUCUCGCGUCUAUCUUUGGAGAUGAUUUCCAGGAUCUGCGGGACAAGGACCCGUGGAAGGUUAAAAGGCCUCCAGAGGUGCACCUCUGCCUGCGACCCAACGGGCUGAAUAAUGUUCAGGAGUGCUACGCCACUGUGGACUUGCAGGUCAAAUGUCCACCCACAUACCCCGACGUGCCUCCAGAGCUGGAGCUGAAAAAUGCCAAAGGUCUCUCAAAUGAAAAUCUCCAGAACCUUAACAACCAACUCACCAAGCUGGCAGAGGCGCGGUGUGGAGAGGUGAUGAUUUACGAGCUAGCAGACCAUAUCCAGGGCUUCCUGAGUGAGCACAACAAGCCGCCAUCGUGCUCUUUUCACGAGGAGAUGCUGAAGAACCAGCAAAGGCAGCAGGAGAAACGAGACCUGGAGGAGCAGCAGAGAAUGGACCAACGGCGCAAGGAGGAGGAGGAGACGGAAAAAGAAAUCAUGGCUGAAAUCCAAAGAAGAGAGGAGGAGAAACGAGAGGAAAAGAGAAAAAAGGAAAUCGCCAAACAGGAGCGACUUGAGAGUAUGGAGCAACCGAUCUGUGCUAACUCAGUAUUAGGAAAGAGCCCGCCCAGCCCGGGUGCAGUUCCACCUGAACUGACCGAAGCCAAGAAAGGAGUCGGUAACCGCCGUCGGACUACCUCAACUACACGCCACAGACGAGACACGUGUAAUGAAGACAACCAACGCCCACAAGAGCUUCUUCAUUUCAAUAGCAGCACUUUUGGUGAACUUGUUGUCCACAGAGGGAAAAGCUUAGGUGUCAGCGAGAGGCUCGGCCGCAAUGUUUAUUAUGGAUUUGAGGCAAACACAGGAGACUUUACUGUAAUCUAUGAGUGGUCGCUGCGCUGGAACAAGAAGAUUGGCAAGUUCUACACCAGCCAGGAGAAAGCAAAGAUUGAGAACUGUAAAAAGCAGAUCCAUGGUGCAGAAAGUGAGUUCAACUCCCUCUUGCGACUGGAGCACCCAAACUUGGUGCACUACAUGGCACUGAGGUCCAGUGAGAAAGAGGAUUGCAUGGUGGUUAACCUGCUGGUGGAACAUGUAGCUGGGAUCAAUUUGAACCAAAGCCUCAUCAGCCACACUCCUGUCCCUUUGGAUAAACUCUGCCAUUACACAGCACAGCUAGUGGCUGCUCUCGACUACCUUCACUCCAACUCCGUGGUCCACAAACAGCUGAGCGCCUCCAGCGUGCUGGUGGACUCUGAGGGGAACAUUCGGCUGACUGAUUAUAGCUUGUCAAAGAGAUUUGCUGAUAUCUGCAAAGAAGACAUUUUUGAGCAGGCCCAUGUACGUUUCUCAGAGGAUACGGUGAUGCCAACAAAAACGGGCAAAAAAGGGGACGUGUGGAACCUGGGGCUGAUGCUGCUGGCUCUCAGUCAGGGCAAUGAGGUCAAGGAGUAUCCAGUGACAGUACCAACCAGCCUGCCUGCUGACUUCCAGGACUUCCUCCACAAGUGUGUGUGCUUGAAUGAUGUUGAACAUUGGACAACUCAGCAGCUUUUGGACCACUCCUUCCUCAAGCCUCCAUCACCUAAAAACCAGCCACAGUACCAGGAUGCCUGCCCAGAAGAUAUUGCCGAGGACUUUGCAUCUUCGGUCAUCCCAAGAAGCCACAUCCUAAAUCCUCUGUUCAGCUCUGGAAUACAGAGGCAGUUUUCUCGCUACUUUGACGAGUUUGAGGAACUCCAGCUUCUGGGGAAAGGAGCUUUUGGUGCUGUGAUUAAGGUUCAGAACAAACUAGACGGUUGCUACUAUGCUGUGAAGCGCAUCCAGGUCAACCCAGCCAGUAAGCAGUUCAGACGGAUCAAAGGCGAGGUGACGCUGCUCUCGCGCCUCAACCAUGAGAAUAUCGUACGCUACUAUAACGCGUGGAUCGAGCGCAAUGAGAUCUCUUCAGGGGUUCUUAGCUUUACAGACAGCUCAGAGCCUCUAAGCACAGCCGACAAGCCGCCUCAGGCCAGAGAUGCUCCGCAGCGCCUAAACGAGCUGGGCCUCUCUGAUAAUGUGGAGGCCAUGGCGCCACCUCCGGCUCUGUCUAGCUCGGUGGAGUGGUCCACCUCCAUUGAGAGAUCCUCCAGCGCAAAGUGUAGCAGGCACCAAUCAAGCGAUGAUGAGGAUGAGGAUGAUGAUGAGGAUGUGUUUGGUGCCUCUUUUCUGCCAUCAGAUAGUGACCCCGAGAGUGACAUCAUCUUUGACAAUGGGGAUGAAAGCACAGAAGAGUCGCAGGUCGAGACAAGCAAAAGGCCGGUGACCGACACAACGGAGAGCACGGACUCAGAACGACCAACACUCAUAGCACAUUACUUGUACAUUCAAAUGGAAUACUGUGAAAAGAGCACUUUACGGGACACAAUAGACCAAGGACUGCAUCAGGAGCCGAAUCGAUUAUGGAGGCUCUUCAGAGAAAUCCUUGACGGCCUUGCUUACAUCCACGAGCAGGGGAUGAUUCACAGGGACUUGAAGCCUGUCAACAUCUUCCUCGACUCGCAGGACCAUGUGAAGAUUGGAGACUUUGGCCUGGCUACAGACCAUCCUGCUAAUAUGGCUGCAGGUAAAUUUGAAGCGGAGGAGACCGGCUGUGGAGCGAAUCCCAAACUGGACCCAGCAGGUAACAUGACAGGCAUGGUUGGUACUGCCCUUUACGUCAGUCCAGAAGUUCAAGGAAAUACCAAAGCCACCUACAACCAAAAAGUUGACCUGUUUAGCCUGGGAAUCAUCCUGUUUGAGAUGUCCUACCGGCCGAUGACAACUGGGUCCGAGCGCAUCACUACCCUAAGCCAGCUACGUGUGGAGCCCAUCUGCUUCCCUGAGGACUUUACUUCAAAUGAGCAAGGAAAACAGAGGAAAGUGAUUGAGUGGCUGCUGAUUCACGACCCCGCCCUGCGACCCACUGCCCAAGAGCUGCUGAAGAGUGAACUGCUGCCUCCACCCCAGAUGGAGGAGUCAGAGCUGCAUGAGGUGCUGCAGCACACGAUGGCCAAUGUGAACGGCAAGGCUUAUCGCACCAUGGUGGGCCAGCUGUUUGCUCAAAACACCACGCCGGUCAUGGAUUACACCUAUGACAUAGACAUACACAAGGGCAGCUUCAGCUUUAGCAGCGCCAAAUUGCAGCAGCAUGUGUAUGAAACAAUCACCAGAAUCUUCAAGAAGCACGGUGCGGUGCGUCUCCAGACACCGCUGCUCCUCCCCAGAAACAGGAAGUUGUAUGAAAGCAGCGAUCUGGCCUGCUUCAUGGACCACAGUGGAAUGCUGGUUACUCUGCCCUAUGACCUUCGCAUGGCGUUUGCAAGAUUUGUGGCUCGCAGUAAUAUAACACAUCUGAAGAGGUACAGCAUCGAACGUGUGUUUCGCCCAAGGAAGCUGGAUCGCUCGCACCCAAGGGAGCUUCUGGAGUGUGCCUUUGACAUCAUCACACCCGUCACCAACAGCCUGCUCCCAGAUGCCGAGACCAUUUACACCAUCUCUGAAAUAGUCCAGGAAUUCCCAGCACUUCAGGAACGGAACUAUAACAUUUACCUGAACCACACCAGCUUGUUGAAGGCCAUACUCCUCCACAGCGGAGUCCCUGAGGACAAACUGAGCCAGGCCUCCAACAUACUGUGCGACGCCAUGAGUGAAAAGCUGACCAAACGUGAGAUGGAGGCAAAGUUCUGCAACUUGUCACUGUCAACCAACAGUUUGCAGACAUUGUUCAAGUACAUAGAACAUAAGGGGGAUCUGCAGAAUGUGGCGCUGAUGCUGGAAUCACUCACCAAACAGAAGACUGCCGUCACCCAGCUGGCCAAGCAGGGCCUCAAGGAUCUGGAGGACCUGACAGGGCUGCUGCACAGACUGGGAGUGAAACUUCAGAUGGUGGUCAACUUAGGUUUAGUGUACAAGGUGCAGCACCACUCCGGGGUCAUCUUUCAGUUCGUGGCCUUCAUCAGGAAGCGAACACGAACCGUACCGGAUAUAGUGGCUGCUGGAGGACGCUACGACCACUUGAUCCUGGAGUGUCGUGUGCCAGCUUCCACAGUGCCAGUUCCCUCCGCAGUUGGGGCCAGUGUGGCCCUGGACAAAGUGUGUGCCGCCAUUGCCAGCAUGGAGGAGCCUCCAUCAGUGAGCUCCUGUGAUGUGCUGGUGGUCCCAGUGGGGCAGUCUUCAAUGUCCAGGGCCGUCAGUGUCGUCCAGAAGCUGUGGAGCAACGGUGUCUCAGCAGACAUUGCCUACGAUGUCUCACAGUCUCAAGAGACGUUGUUUGACCACUGCAGGCUGGCCGGCAUCACCUGCAUGGCCCAGGUAUCUGACAAGGAGGGCAACUAUGUGAAGGUUAAAUCCUUUGAGAAGGAUAGACAGUCCGAGAAACGGAUUUCAGAGACGGACUUGGUGGACCACAUCAUUCAGAAAUGUCGGACCAAAUUCUUUGAGGAAAGAAACAUCAGGGAAAUAUCUGAAACCAUGUCUCUUCCAAACCCUAAAGGAUCCCUGCUCAACACCACAGGAUCAUCAGAGCAGCACGGGAGCAGCGGCUCUGGGAACAUGAAUGUAAAUGUCAUCAGCAUGGAAAAAGUUUCUGCCAGUGUGAGACGACGCUAUGAGACCCAGAUCCAAACCAGAUUACAGAAUCUCAGCAGCAAUUUGCCAAACAAGAGCAGUGACAUUGAGGUUCUGGCGGUGGAACUGCAAAAGGAAACCCUGAUCAACUUCCUGACUCUGGAGUUUGAUUGCGAGGAGCAGUUCAACAGCAGCGUGAAGACUUUGCUGUCUCGUCUCCCCAAGCAGCGCUACCUGAAGUCCAUCUGUGAUGAGAUACACCAUUACAAAUUUUCAAAAAGGGUGGCUGUGGUGGUUUUGUACAGCUACAAGGACGACUACUACAAGAUCCUUCUAUGAAAACCAAGGUGUUCCACUGACUUGGGUAGUAUCCCACUUUGUUUCAGGCUCAGUGAACUCUCAGAGACUGUUUUCACCCUCAGACUGAAGAAUCUGCUUGAAGAUGGACAGAUUCAUACCAUUCUACAUUUGGAAACUGUGAACCCAAAAUACACCAGUGAUUUUCUUUACCAUGUUCAAUGGUAACUCAGAUCUUUUAAUCAAACUCCAUCAUUUCCAGUGUUUUGUGAAUCUUAAUUGACAAUAGUACGUUUGCUGGACUUCAUUGCCUUAAUAGAUAAUGUAGAAUUAAAGAGAGAAAGGGCUUUUUACUGAAGAUUAUAUGACAUAAAUUCAAUAAUGUUACAUUUGUAAUUAUCAAUGGAACGUAGGAAUAAAUCACUUUUUU